AUGUCGCUCUUCAUCGCUCCUGCCCCUUUUCCUCGCACCCGGUCCGAUCCUUCAUCCACACGCUGCAUCAAGCGCCCGACGCGAGCCACUGCUGAAACGCCUGCACCUCCAUCGAAGGCCGCAUUCAGCAUCCCCAAGUUUGCCCAGUUCCUCUACGAUACCCAAGCUUCUCUCUGCGCGAAGCUCGAGGCCAUAGAUACUCGCGCCAACUUCUGCUCCGAUCCGUGGCAAUUAGAAAAUGGCAAUGCCGGUAUUACUAGAGUUCUGCAGCAGGGUCGUAUUUUUGAGAAGGCAGGUGUUAACGUAUCCGUCGUGGGCGGUGUCCUGUCAGAAGCCCGUGCCAGCGCGAUGCGAUCCACCGGCAGGCGUUGUGAGGCGGGUAUGGAGUACCGCGCUGCUGCGCUCAGUUUUGUUUUCCAUGCCCAAUCCCCAUUCGUACCCACCUUGAGAGGAGAUGUUCGCGUUUUUGUCACCAAGGACCAAUACUGGGGGGGCGGUGGUGUAGAUUUGACCGUUUUUUACGUCAACGAGUCGCAGAUUUCUCGCUUUCAUAAGCAGCUGAAACGAAUGUGCGAUGACUUUGAACCGGCCUUUUAUCCGCAAUUCAAAAAGCAAUGCGACGAAUACUUCUAUCUACCCUCUAGGGCUGAGCACCGCGGGGUAGGAGGCCUAUUUUAUGAUGGAGUUGCACUGCCGGAGCCACGACUAUUGGAUUUUCAAGCCCGAUUGCUCUCCGAGUCUUUCCGCAGCUACCUACCUAUACUAGAAGAAAACGUUGAGAUUCCCUGGACAGAAGAGCAAAAACGGUGGCAAAGAAUUCGACGUGGAAGAUAUCUCGAGUUUAAUCUUUUAAACGAUCGCGGUGUGCGGUUUGGUCUUGCUGGGGGCAGACCGUCAAGAACCGAUGCGAUAAUGAUAUCGGCUCCUCCCUCCAUUGAUUGGCCAUACAAUUAUGUUCCAGCGUCAGGGUCGCCUGAGGAGAAGACGUCCAUCCUUCUCAGAGUCCAAUACUCUGUUGUAACUGCGCUUUGGGGAAGCGCAAAGGAGAUACGGCAUGAGCGCAUGACAAUGCACCCUUUGCUCAGAAAAACGCAGACCUUGUGGCUGGAUGAAAGAGACUCCACGGACGCACUGGAUCAAUUUCAAGAUCUCUCAGAGACCACUGAGAGCCCUAGUCAGGUCAAGUUGGAGGUCCUCAUCGGAACAUUGUCGAAAGAUUCCGUUUCCGGUCCUGGCGAGAAACAGCAGAACAGCGCCACCGAGGUUUCAGACAAGAAACGUUGCCACGCCCAGGUCUGCAGUGUGAAAGAGCGCCACACUAUUGUAUACGAGCGUCAGCGAAAAAGCGAAAGAACACUUCAGGAAUCGCUUGAGGAAAUACCCCCAUUGCCACCACCUCAGGCACAACCUCAAAUAUCCUACUCUGAUGUCGGCGGCGCACGUAGAAUCCCAAAUUGGAGUUUGCUAGCCACCCGCCUGAUCAUCCUAAGUGCACUUGGGAUAUUAGCGGGAUUGUCAUUCUCACUCCGAAAUACCAUACCAUUACGAAACCUGCUCUCCGAGUUGUUCGUUUGGUUACAUGUUCUCCACUUUGUUAUUAUUCCCCUCCUUAUUAUUGCUUCUCUGCUGAUAGGAAGUACUCUCCCGGACGAUUACAUGGAUCGAGACUUCAGCGAUAGUGAAGACUUGCCACCAUUAGCCAACGGAACGUUAUGGGCGUCUAUCAAUGCAAUAUCUCAUACAAUUCGCGUGCUCUCGCAGGCUGAGAUUGUGCGGCUGCUUGUUCUCCAUUUUUUCCCCACAUUGCAGCCCGUUAUGUCAUGGCAGUAUUCUCCUUGA
Chondrus crispus (carragheen) is the source of this 1839-nucleotide messenger RNA. RefSeq lists its product as hypothetical. Gene Ontology annotation, cellular component: cytoplasm. Gene Ontology annotation, molecular function: coproporphyrinogen oxidase activity. The record is from RefSeq and is a predicted model, not a curated record. NCBI's taxonomy places the organism in Eukaryota, Rhodophyta, Florideophyceae, Gigartinales, Gigartinaceae. The coding region runs from base 1 to 1839 and encodes 612 amino acids. The transcript has 5 exons.